CAAAUUUUCACAGCACGGCAGGCACGCGCCUCGUUGUUCCAGAAAUAUUGCAUGGUUACAAGUGUGAUUUCAUUUAAUUCUAGUGGAAACUGCGCAAAAACUACUCCAAAGCACAGUGGACGUGAGAACGGCAGGGAGCAACGGACGUUUGUCCUCUGCUUGGUGUGCAGUGAAGGCUGCCAGCUGUUGCGUAGCGGUGACGGAUUAGCAGCGAGGCUAAAUAGUCUAGCCUACCCUUGCUGUAUAGGCGGCUCACCACUGUCAUAGCUUCAUCUAAGCAUCGUUCUCGUGUCACGUACCCGGUGAUCUGGUUGCAUAGGUGGUUGUUAUAGUGGCAGCUGUACAGUCAUGGAGCAGCCAUCGGCACUCGAGGGCCGGGCAAAGCAGAUCGAGAAAGAAUAUCUCUCCAGCCUAGCCGACCUGAAUGUCAACAGCAAACCGUUGAUAAACAUGUUGACAAUACUGGCCGAGGAAAACCUCGAGUACGCCCAGAUCAUCGUGCACGCGGUGGAAAAGCACCUGAUAAAGGUUGCACCUGAUGUAAAACUGCCAAUACUUUACCUCGUUGAUUCCAUCGUUAAGAAUGUGGGGAAGCAGUAUCAGACGCUGUUCAGUCAGGUCAUAGUGAAUAUGUUUUGCGGAGUGUUUCAAACGGUCAAUGAAAAGAUUCGUGAAAAAAUGUUCAACUUGAGACAAACCUGGAAUGAAGUAUUUCAACAAGGCAAGCUCUACACACUGGAUGUAAAAAUCAAUUCCAUAGAUCCAGGAUGGCCAAUUACGGCGCAAUUGAAACCGAUGGCAUCGUCCAUCCACCUGAAUCCCAUGUUCCUGAAAGGAAAUCAUGAGCCUACACUAGCAAUGCAGCAAAAGUUAAGAGUCAAACAGCGAGAGUUGUUGGAACUGCAAGCACGAAAGCUGGAAUUGGAAUUACUGACGACGAAGAAGCGCAUUAUGGAACAGGAGAAACAACUAAACAUUCAAACGGAAAGUGUUGCUAAAGAGCCAUCGCUAGAGAUAGUAAAACCGUUGGAAGGUGUAAGUGGUCCUGCUGCUAUGCUUUCUGCUACAAGUGGUAUCAUCUCGACAACCGUGCCUCCACCGGUGGUUAUGCCGAAAAGUCGCAUCGCUCCCGUGCCACAAGGUAUGAUCAAUAUGGUGAAGACGCGCGAUCCGCGUUUGGCAAAACAACAAGCUACGGCUCCGCUUGGUGGUGCAUCGUUACCAGCGGCCGGUGGAGUGAAUAAUCACCACACCAAUCUGGGUCCGUUAUCAAUUCCACCGCCCGCAUUUCCCGGUAGCAUAAUGGAUGCCUCAAAUCAUAGCAUUUCGGGAUCGAAACAAUCAUCGACACUUGUGAAGGAGCAACUCGGCGAGAGAAAUCGUCGAUCGGAAGCUGUUGCUGGAGAAAGUGCAAGAUCUGACUCUUUGUUGGAAGAAACAGGAAGUGGAGGCCGUGGCAAAAAACAACCUUCUACCAGCAGCAUUAGUUCGUCUUCGCACAAGUCACGCCGCGAUCACGAUGUGAAACCAAGAAAAGAACGAAAAGAGCACACAUCGUCUUCAUCGUCUGGAAGCGGCAGAUCGUCAACGAAAGGCAAGUCGUCUUCAUCCACCCGUUCCGUUAGCAGCAGUACCGAAAAGAGGAAACAGCGCUCGCACAGCACCAGCGAUGGCUCACCACAUGGUAGGAAAUCACCUCACUCGCCAGGAAAGAAGAAAGCUUCUUCGGAAAAAUCUUCAUCCUCCUCGCACCAUCUGCAAAGCGACAGUCCGAAAGGAAAACCACGUUCGGAAAUCAAGAGCUCUUCGGAAACGUUUGCGGCUAGUGGGAAACCAUCGCAACAAGCACGGAACAAUAAUCUGGACAGCAAGAAACAUCAACACUCCGCUGGCGAGUAUCCAUCAAUUGCGGGUUUGAAUAGCGCCAGCUCCGAAAGCCAGAGUGCCGAUUUUCGUUUUGGUGGUGCUCAAAAACGGAUAAGGAUUGAUGAGUCGGUUCCUGACAUUCAUUCUGUUUUGGAGGAUACGGACGAAACUGUUAUGCCGAUGAUGAGGCAAAAAGCGUCGGAAGUACAAAAUAAUAGCGCAACAGACGACGAAGAAGCUCUUUCGGCAAUGAUUGCAAAAGAUAUCGAUUUACGAGCCAUUCCUCUUCAGUUGAUCACGGCGAAACAUAUGACGGAGCACGAUUUAUCUCUGAACGGGCCAAAGAAUGAUGCAUCUGGGUCUGGCUCGUCGAAGGAAUCUCCAUCGAAGGGAGCUGAGGAACUGGAGGACACAGAGAGUAACUCUGGCGGAAAGAAGCGAACCAGUACCACCAAUUAUGAUGAACCCAACGCCAAGAAGAGCAAAGCCGAAAUAAUAGAUGCAUUGUUCGGUAACGAAGACGUCGAUCUUCGACAGUUACCGAUUGGAGGCACAUUAGUGAUCUCAGGAGACGAACAGGAGAUGGAUUUUUCAAAGAUGGAAAACGCAGUUGAUCAGUCCCGAUCUUCCCCUUCGGAGAAAACCAAUAGCAACUCUGGAGCUAAGCUUGAAGAUAUGGGCAAACAGCACGACAAGGACAAGCUUGGCAGGCCUCUGUUGUAUAAUAAAUUACCUGAUGAUCCUAUAGAACGGCGACGAUCGAUCAAUUCUCUUGCUAAACCAGGCGACAUAGACCAUCGGUUGCAGCAUCAGGGUCUGUUUCAUCACAAAGCCGCAGAGGAUGACGAUAAUUCAAUGGACAGUAUGAAUGCGAAUAUCAAAACCAUUAUCGCCCAGGCACAGGAGCAAAUGGAUAAGGGUGAAAUAACGCCUGAGCAGUACAGCAUUCUGAUGAAACAGGUGAUUCAGCUGAAUGAAACGCAAAAAAUACGCCAAGCGCAACGCAAAGAGUCAGUAAAGCGCCAAGAUCAAACGAUUAUUCGAAUUGAUGAUAAUGCGUCGUUGAGUGGCGAUGAUGAUGUGAUCGUAACGUCCGUGACGGUACCGACGCCAGGCGCAUCGGGCAUGCGUAUGACCGAGCAAAAGGACAUCGUGAACGAUUUUCGCGGAAAAAUUCAUCCCAUCGACGGAAAGCCACCGUUAGUCAAGCCCUUUGAAGUUGCACCUUUUGCUGGCAUUGGUAUUCCUCCUACAUCCAUCCCGCCUCCUGAUAUUCGUGCCCAGCGAGAUCCACGACGAAUACGUGAAUCGAAAUGGAAUCGUGUAGAGCCUGCCCCAGCAUUAGGAUGGGCAAAUCGUCCUGGUGCUGUUGGGCCUGUCGUUGGUGGACCGAUGGUAGGGGCGCCCUUGGCUGGGGGGAUUCGGCCUGGAAUGGUGGUACCAAGCCCUUGGGAGCAGGCACCGUUCCAGGUGAUGACCGACGGUAUGCCUCGGUUCCCGACACCUCCGGGUCCUCUUCCGCUGGGCGUCCUCGGUGGAGUACCCGCAAACGGAAUAUCAAUGAUGAAUCCGGCACUGCCUAAGAUGAAUGAUAGCGUCCGUACGAUAAACAUCGACGGUGUGCAACGGGAGAUACGCUUUUACGAGGAAACUGCCGUCAUCUUCAUUACCUGGGACGAACCGAAGGAGAUUGGAUUCCAGAAGGGUGCGCGCAUGGUGGUUGUGGACGACAGGGAAACGUUCGAGCUAGGUUUCAAUGAACCAUACAAAUCGGUUAGCAUUGAAAAUAAAGUCUAUCAGAUGCGUUUGGGUGCCCCCACGAGGGAGCUUUAUAUCGAUGAUUCCUGGUACGAAUGCUACUUCGGUGAUAAGCCUUCGACGAUAGUGUUGGACGGCAAGCCGAGAGUGUUUAAGAUCGCCGGCCCAGCACCGCAGGUGAAAAUUGGUGACAUUCGCAAAGAUCUUGUAGCUGGCAAAAUCAGCAUGAUUGUCGAUGCAAAGUACGUGAUACCGGUGUUUCUGGACUGCAAAAUACAGAUGUUUGAGGUGCAUGGCGUAAUGCAUCGCCUACAGUUUGCGGAUUUCCUGCUGACGGUGUUAAUAGACGAUCAACCGUUCCCGGUUGAUUAUGGCGGCUUGCCGAUUCUUGUACGGUCGCGCGACAGCGAUCACUAUAUCCGAUUCACAGCCCUGCCAAACGGGCUUGUGCCGGGUAGAGUGUAUAUCCGCGACAUGAUACGCACACCAAUGUACCGCGAUCUUCGUACACCACCGAAAGAUCCCGGUGAUCUGUCACCACCGAUACCACUGAAUCCACCCUUCGCCCCUCCGACAACCGCACCACCAGCCUUGUCUGUUUCCGGGCCACCAGGAAUGGGUUUCGGAGCAAUGAACAAUCUUCCACCAGUGAUUGGUCCGCACUCCUCAACCUCGGCUGGGCUAGACUAUCUCACGAACUUAAUGCCUUCGAUGGCAAUGCAACCGGGAGCUGUCAAAAAUGGUCCUGGGUAUCGUAUAGAAGCGGACGAGAAGACGCUCAUCGCAGGGGGUACAGGCAUCGGAUCAACGGUACCCAGUUCAUCGCAACAGGCAAACGCUUCAGCUGCCGGUGGAGCAUUGCCCCUUCUUAGCAACAUAAAUGUGGAGGAAUUAUACAAAAAGAUUGUAGCGGCUGGCAUUAUCACGAAGUUAGGCACAGGCAAAUCGUCUUCGCCAACACCAGCACAAUCGGCUGGUGACGGUGUUGCAGAAAAGGACCCGAAAGAUGCGGCCAGCAAAUCCAAAGAAAAGGAUAAAUCACCCGUUCCUGAAAUUGAGCCGGUGCUACUGGAUAAGCCGGAAGCGCUCAAGAAACGCCAAACGGCCAUUGUGCACCAGCUCUUCUCCGGUAUGCAAUGCAGCAGUUGCGGUGUACGAUUCCCACCCGAGCAGACUAUGAAGUACAGCCAGCAUCUGGAUUGGCACUUCCGGCAGAAUCGGCGCGACCGUGACUCGGCACGGAAGGCACACUCACGCAAGUGGUACUACGACGUUUCGGAUUGGAUCCAGUACGAGGAGAUCGAAGACUUGGAAGAACGCGAAAAGAAUUGGUUCGAAACGCAGCAGACUGAUCAGGGUGAUCUGAAAAAGGGCGGCGGUGGCGGUGGAGGAGGAUUGAGCGGCAGUGCCAUCGAUGGUGAUGAAUUUUCGUCGCACGAUGACUCGCCCCAGCCGAGCUGCCCGGCCGGAUCAGAUGAAAGUGACCGGCAGUGUCACAUGUGCCACGAUACGUUCGAACACUUUUACAGUGAGGAAACGGAAGAGUGGCAUUUGAAGAAUGCGAUCCGGAUCGACGGUAGCACGUACCAUCCGCUGUGUUACGAGGACUACAAGGCAUCGUUGACGAUGUCCGAAUCCACGCUGGGCAAUGGGACACUUGGUGUGUCGUUGGACGAGAGCCAGAAGACUGAAGAAAUGAUGGAUACGAGCGAAGGAGGCGCUGAGGGAGAAUGUAAGGUGGAAGGGAAAUCGAGAUCUAGCAAAACAGGUGACGAAAUGGAAGACGACGAUGACGAUGAUGAUGUCAUUGUGUUACCCACUGUGGAACCCGUCGUGGAAGAAAUCCUCGAUGAUGACGGUGAUGAGCCACCGAAUGGCGAGAAAGAAGCCGACGGUGUUGCAGCUACAGAAGAAGGACAAGAGGCAUCGACAGGAGCGUCCGGAAAUGUUAAAUCACCACGACAACCGGAGUUCCAAGAACGUCAAAUCGAUGAGGAUCUCUUCAUACAGGAGCCCAACAUUGAGGUAACGGACUUGGAUGAGAUAGAGGACAAACCGAUCGAUAGUUGUUCUGCUGAUGCUGGAUCUGCAGAUGGCGGCCAUGGAGAGAAUGGUGCCAAUUCGCUGUCGUCGUUGCUGCGCGUUAAGAUAAAGCAGGAACCGAAAGAGGAAGACGAUGCAGACGAAGAGGAUGCUCUAUUCGAGGACGUGGGCACUAUCGAGUCCAGCUUAGUUGAAGUUGAUGAACCUUCGCCGGCAACCAACAAUGCUGCAGAAGAGGAACUUUGCGACGAGCUUAUAGUUGAAAGCAUUCCAUCGCCAUCAGAAUCGUCCAACCAGAUGGGCCUGUUGGUGCAACCGAAGGCAUCGAUUGACGGCAACGUGGAGCUGCAGGAUGCACCACAGUCAGUCGCGGCCAUGCCAAAUAAAAUCAAAAUCAACAUCACAACGGCGAAAGCCCAGCAGCAGCCAAACCAUGGCCUAACAUCGGCCAACGAUGGCGAAACUAGCGACACUACCAACGGUGUAAAUGUGAAUAAUUUUAAUGAAGAUAGCCAAGGGAUCGGGCUGGACAGUGGCGGCACCCAGCAGAACCACGGUGAUGCGGCGACGAUCGCGGAGGAUGGUACCGGAAGCUGGGAAGAGAAGCAAGAAAAGAACGGUUCCGAACAGUCCAAUAAUAAAGAAAUGUCGGCGAUUACGACGACGGCUCCAGUGGAUGAUGGUGUGGUUACGUUCGAAGAAACAACUGAUGUAGCGUAUGAGCUGAAGGAGUCCCUGAAGGGCGUCGAUUGGAACAGACAGCCACGGGUAACCAGUGGUCUCGAGGCUUCCGGCCUCUGUUCGAUCAUGUAAAUAGCAACAAACUCGUUGUCGCACCCGCAUCUGUCUGUGGCAGCGUUCGCAAAAUGGGUACACACUCCGCCUUCUGAAGUGUGUCGAUCUUACUGAUUUGACCGCAUCUACCACACGUAGCCACGGGGCAGGGUACCUUUUUUCACUUAUUCUUAGCCAUUUUUGUUGCUCUUUCUUACAUGGUGCCAGGUGAUGUGACUCCUGGUGCUAUGGGUAAUGACGAAGCAUCGUGUUGCAAUUUUGGGGGUAAUAGUGUGGUUUGUUAUUUGAUAGGUUUAGUAGAAUUUGUAAAUUAGCAUUUAGUAUGAUUGUUUUUUCGGGGCUUGGGAAUGGGAAUGGCCGUUAAAUGACCAUAUGGAACAUCAAGCACAUCAAGAGGAAUAUGUAACGCUAGUCAUGUACACACGUUCGCAAAAUGGCGGCAUAUAAAAAGGACAAGAAAGCGAUUAGAAAAAAAAUCAUACCAGCGUGAAAUUUCAAGGGUGUAUUGUGGGACAAUCGCUUCCGGCUCGAUAGUCCCUCAUCAGGAGGUCACACAUGAUGAUCGUGAGCAUAUUUUUAUCAUUCAUUUUACUCUUUAGUAUUUGUAUAACGUUAUUCAAAUGAACUCUAUCGUAUCAAUUGAAUUGUAUUUGCCUGUUUUUGCAAACACGGUUUCGAGCGGGACUGGAACAGCAUCAUUUCGUUGGAAAUAUGUUUUUUUUCUUCCUCAGCGUGAAAUAGCGUCAAAGCGCCUCAGUGGGAUGUGGCGAAAUGUGAACACUGUGCGAACGCCGUCGUUAUCCGAUCGGAUAGAAUAUGAAAUCAAUAAAUGAAAAAAAAAAACAAGUGAACUGAAGUCACAUGAAGAAAAUAAGAAAAUUUUCCUUGCGGAGAAACGUCUAUUAAUACCUAACACA
Anopheles moucheti is the source of this 7379-nucleotide messenger RNA. RefSeq lists its product as uncharacterized. Bases 349 to 6480 code for a protein of 2043 amino acids. The transcript has 13 exons. The record is from RefSeq and is a predicted model, not a curated record. Lineage: Eukaryota; Metazoa; Arthropoda; Insecta; Diptera; Culicidae. Gene Ontology annotation, biological process: termination of RNA polymerase II transcription. Gene Ontology annotation, cellular component: cytoplasm; mRNA cleavage factor complex. Gene Ontology annotation, molecular function: ubiquitin binding; RNA polymerase II complex binding; phosphatidylinositol binding.